AUGCAUUAUGCUCGAAGUGUAACGCCAACAAUAAGUCAACUUAUUCAUAUGGGGCUAGAGGCGGUGCUCUUUAAAUUGGCAACAAGACUUGUGCUCUUAAGAAAUUACUGUGGAAAAUCCAAAUUCAAAUCCACUCUACACUGGUUUGCAAACAGCGACGAUCAUCAUAAAGAGCUCAUCACUACGUGGUUUGAAAUAUACACCACUUAUGAUGAUGCUAUGUCAAAUGUGUUGAGAAAAUUCAAAACAGAAUACUAUGUCUCUACGAAAACAAAUUACACGUCUAAAACAGUACCAGAUCUCAGCUCUCUAUUUGCUCAAGCCCAACUGCAAAAGUCGAUUACGAAGAACGAGACAGAAUUUGGACAAUAAACAAUACAGCCAAAAAAACCAUACUGAGAUUGAAAUUGCCGUCCCAGGUAUAGUAUCAGCAGAGCAUUUACAAAAACCUGUACUGAUCAAAACCAGCUCCCUCAGACAGAUCAUUACAAUCCACCAGAAGUUACGUCUUGCGAACGCUCUGUAUGUAAACUAGUCUGCCAGUU
This is a messenger RNA of Mycotypha africana, 545 nucleotides long. RefSeq lists its product as uncharacterized. The record is from RefSeq and is a predicted model, not a curated record. Lineage: Eukaryota; Fungi; Mucoromycota; Mucoromycetes; Mucorales; Mycotyphaceae. The coding region runs from base 1 to 372 and encodes 123 amino acids. The transcript has 2 exons.